Molecule: messenger RNA, 6582 nt
Organism: Pocillopora meandrina
Lineage: Eukaryota; Metazoa; Cnidaria; Anthozoa; Scleractinia; Pocilloporidae
Source: the annotation of a GenBank genome assembly
AUGGAUCGUAGCACUACCUAUUUUUCCGUAGUUCUCGCUUCAUUUUUGGCUUUCUGCAGUGCUGAUGGCAAUGGAACAAUACCUGCAAUAAUCUGGCAUGGAAUGGGUUAGUUUACAAGGCUGCAUAUAAUGAAAUGAUCCUUAGCAGAAAAAUAUUUUUAAGUGGCAAUUUGCAGGCCUGUGGUGACGUGAAUUUCGCUUUCGGCAUGAUAGCCAGUUGCCUCGACCGACUGUUCGAUUGUUUUAAUUGAAAGGAAAAGGAUAGAAGUUAAUUUUUACUUCGUAAAAGGAAGGUGAUUAUGUUUGUUUUUGCGAAAUGCUCAUUGUCGUUCCGUGGCAGGGAAGGUCAAAGGAAUUUAAUUUCGUUCUUCUUGCUCGUUGCGUUGUUGAAAAUAUUCAGUCGUCACCCGUGAAUAGCUAAAGAUUUGGUUUAUUCAAUGUGCUCAACACACUCUAAGAGCCAGUGUUUUGCAUUUAGUGACAUGUGUAGCAGUGACAUAACACUUCAAACAAAUUAUUUCUGAGGAAUCUUUGUCUUUGUUCUUAUUUGCUAUCUCGAGCAUGCGCAUGGAAAUCAAUUGUUGGCCUUAAGUGUGCAAUAUUUAACAAAUAGAUUCCAAGUUGCUGUGCGUCUGUUCAGUAAUAGGUCACAGAUGACGUCAAAAUGUGGCAGGAACAAAAAAGUGGCACACGAGGCGCAGCCGAGUGUGUCACUGAUGUUCUUACCACAUUUUGACAUCCUCUGUGAUCUAUUACUGAACAGACGCACGGCAACUUGGAAUCUAUUUGUUUUAUAUAAUAAAGAAUUAAAAAAAAGUUUUAAUGAUGAUGUCAUCUAUACGCCUGUCCUCCAAUAGAUCAUAAGUGAGAACCAAUCAAGACGCGUGCAUAACUGAGCUUAUUAUAUAAAAUGCAACACUCAAAUAGAGGGAAUUUACCUUCAUGUAACAAAUCUGAAUCUGAGACUGAAUCUUUCACUACAGGUCAAUAUUUUAAACUUCCUCACCCCUCCCCUUUCAAAGUCAUAGGCAGAAAUUUAAGUGAAAGGAAGCACUGCUUACAGCAUUUAAAAAUCCAUUGAUGGAGUUCUCUUGUUCAUCAAAAGGGGUGAAUUCUGUCAUAGAUUCAUAUAGUUUUGUAUGAUCUCAUUGAAGAUGCAAUGCAAUAUACAAUAGGCAGUAAUUUUGAAAAUCCAGACUUGACACUUCACUGUACAAUACAAGUAAAUUUGCCAACUUAUGCUGAUUUUUUUGCACGCAGGUGAUUCAUGCUGUAACCCCCUGAGCAUGGGAUCAAUCAAGACAAUGCUGGAAAAUAAAAUUCCUGGUAUUUAUGUACGGUCGUUGAUGAUUGGAGAUUCAGUCAUACAGGUAAGGUCAUGUUUAAAAAAAAAAUCAGUUUUCUUUCACCAUCUUCCUUGGCAUGCAAACCUUAAAUGGAAACUAGAUAAAGUUAACAGGACCACAGUACAGUGUUGAACAAAUGAACACAGCAGAGAGAAACUCAAGGCAAUCAACAGUCAUUCAAUACAGCUUAACUAAAUGUUUUUAUCACUGAAAAUACAAUACUCAUUGAAUUAAGCAAUGGCCAUGGCACAGUAGAAGAAACAAUCAGCUUGCUGAUACAUACUAUACACACAAACAGGUUCAAGAAUAGGCGCGUGUGCUCUCUUGUCAACACCAGCAUGCAUGUGAUUUUAUAUGUGUACUUAAUGCAUUUUACAGGCAUAUUUAGUCUCUUUAUCAUUGACCUGCACAGUAUUUCUCAAAGAAAUCUUUUUUAUCAAUAACUUGGCUGUGACAACAACUGCACUUAAAAGUGAUGUUUCUCUUGUUUCAGGACACUGAGAAUGGCUUCUUCAUGAAUGUUAAUGACCAGGUACUUUGUAAUUUUUACAGUUCAUUUUUAGUUCCAGCUCAUUCAGUUGCAACAUUUAUUGAAUGAUGCAUAAAUUGCCAAAAUUUCUUGAACAAACUUUUUAUACAAUGUUUUACUCAGAAACUGGUUCUACUUAGCUUCUAUUUAAAAUGACUGUUUGCCUCAUUUUGUAUUUAUGGUGCAAUCAGGAUUUGCAUUUUGUUAAAAUAUUGUAGUAGGAUUGACUGUUUUCUUAGCUAGAGUUUUUUCACUGUUUAUAGUUGUGUUUCCUCUCACUUCCUUUUUUUCUGUGUGAAUGUAAUCGCCAAUCAUAGAUUUGGUGCAAAAUAUUUUCUCAAGGAGAAGAGACUAGGGGCACUAGUCAACAGAGGGAGAGAGAAACAAUGAUGAUAAUGAGCAAUAAUAUUAUUCCUUUACAUCCUAGCAUCAGUAUCCAUAUUCUCCCCACUGUUCUCUAUACACUUUCUUUGGUACUGACAAGGAGAAUUUGUUUAACAAUCAAUGCUUUAAUGAACGAUUAAUGUAAGGAGAACGGAGAUGCUGAUAACUUUUAGAGCCAGUUUAAAGGGUUACUGGAUAGAAGGCAGUAAGGAACCAAAAGGAUUGGUAGACCUAAUUUUUGGUUUAUUAUUUAACUACAACACUGCCUGAAAUUGAAGUUUUCCUCACAGGUCAAACAGGUUUGCAACAAAGUUGCUAAUGAUCCAAAGCUGAAAAAUGGAUACAAUGCACUGGGGUUUUCACAAGGAGGACAGUUCUUGUAAGUACAAGUGCUCAUAAACUAUUUUCUUUUAUUGCACCCUACAGUGGAUAUUUAAUUAAUGUCAUAUCUUUGCUGCCUAGAGUCUAUGGUUGUAAUUUUGUCCAAGUGAUUCCUUAAACAAAAUCAUUUUCUAUUGUAAAGGUUGCAGAAGGUGGAGUUGUAAAUUUACAUCAGUCACAUGAAUCAAAGAUUUUGUCAGCAUCAAACAUGCAUGUCUGUUCUUAAAAAUUGGCAGAUUAAUGCCCAUAAUUUCUUUAGUUUCAUCACUUUUCUGCUUGUUUUUGUUUCUUUUUGUUUUGUUUUUCUAAGGCGUGCUGUUGCUCAGAGAUGCCCUAACCCUCCCAUGCUGAAUUUGAUAAGCUUUGGUGGACAGCACCAAGGUGAGAAACUCGCGUUUAACAAAUGUUGUUUAACUCUUCAUUAAUUUUAGAAACAAGUGAAAUUCAUUUCUUGACCUUUCACUCUUUGUGUGUAGGUGUUUUUGGAUUUCCUCAUUGCCCUGGGGAAAAUUCCACCAUUUGCUCUGUGCUCAGAAAGUUACUUAACUAUGGGGCAUAUAAUCCGUGAGUUAACCUUUAUACUUGAUUGUUCUUGUGCUCAUUUUGUUCUGUCAGUUUUAUUUAGCAUCACUUGGGAACACUGACUCCAGAGAAAGAACUUGCAAGAAAUGUUCAUGUAUUCAAGUAGAAGGUUUAAAUUUGUCUUUUUCAAACUGUUUCUCUGAAUUGUCACUGAAUGAUUAUCCCUUUCACUGUCAACAUCAAAACUUCGGAUCAAUAUCAGUAUCCGGGCAACUGCCCACCUACCCCUCCCCUAACUCAGCAACAGUCAAUUGACAACAAGUUAAGGUUGAUGUUGGGUUAGGGGAGGGGUAGGUGGGCAGUUGCUCAGAUGCUAAUAUUGAUUCAAAAAUUCAAUUCUCUCCACUUCCUUCUUCCUUAAAUUUCAUAACAUUUCAGCUCUGAGAAAAUGUUAUUCAAUCAAAUGAUAUCCCUAGGUUGUUGUUUUUGUUUCUUUUAUCACCUAUCUGCCUGAAAAUGAAGUUAUGUUUUAUAAGAAAAAUUACUUUCUAUUGCCACCUGGAUGUGGAAGGGGUUUGAACCAUACCAUAGAAAAUGCAACCGGCUAGAAUACAUGAAAGCCUCUAUAUUUUGUGCUGAAGAAGGUGAUUAUGUAUAUUUGAUAAGUUACAGAUCUUAUUUGUAUUAUUUAUUGUCCAUUUCCUUAUUUUUUCCCUUUUCUCCAUUCCUUUACAGAUGGAUUCAAAAGAAGUAAGUAUUUUCUCUAAGUCAUUAAUAUUAUUAUCAAGAUUUCAGUGAGAGUUCACAGCUGAAAGAACACUAAGAACUUCAAGAUUUUUUAUUUGUGUCUGAUUUGCUGGGAAGAAGUGCAUUUUGACAAAGGACUGAUGCUCAAAACAUCAGCUUUGAAACUCUUUAUGGUGGCCAAUUUAUGUGAUCAACUCAGUUGAAAAUACAUAAUUAUCCUGUUAUACUCUCUCACUAAGGCAGCACUACAGUUUUUUUCAGAAACGUACCCCCUUUAUUUAUUUGUGUCAUUUUUUAGCCUUGUUCAAGCAGAGUACUGGCAUGACCCUCUGAACGAGGAAGAGUACAGAGAGAAAAGUGUGUUCCUGGCUGAUAUAAACCAAGAAAAGGUGAAUAGAUUCAAUCAUGGUUUUUAAAAUCAAAACUACAGCCUCUACCUGAUAAGUUUGAGUACUGUCUUAACCUCAUUGCUGGGUAAUACAUGGAUAUUAUAGGGAAAGGUUAAUACACGUUAAUUACUUCUGAGAGUUAAACCCUUUAACUACCAAGAUCUCAUCAGUAAUUCUCCUUACUGUCUCCCAUACAUUUCUUGUGAUGUUAGUUUGGAGAAUUUGGUAUUGGAUCAACUUAUAAUCUCCUGACUGAUAUUUUUCUUUAUUCUCAUCACUUGUCUGCUUGAUAUUGUAUUGAUAUUGUAAGGAGAAAUUCUGUCUUGGUCACUCAUGGGAGUUAAAGGUUUAAGAGUUAUAUCAUCCAUAGUGAAAAGGAUUUCAGUUGAAUAUUGUAUGUUUGGUAUGGUAUGCUGUUUCAGAGGAAAUUACCUUUUAUUGAUUUCAUCUGAGAAAUGGGUCCUAUUAUUAAAAUUAACAGGAGAAGAUUCCUCAGUAUAAAGAGAACCUGAUGAAAUUAAAGAACUUUGUGAUGGUCAUGUUUGGCAAAGACACCAUGGUUGAUCCCAAGGAAUCUGAGGUAUGAGCUACUUCCAUGAAGAUAGGGAUUCUAAGGGGGAUGAAGUGAUCUCUCUUGAAACCCAUAGGCUAACUGAUUUUAAUUUUUACAUACCUUUCUUCUGUAAUUGGAAUGUGAUGGUGUUUCUUAUUUUUCAAAGUUUUGUAUCAACCUUAGAAAAGAUCAGUAAAACUAGUAAAGACAACAGUUCAAAAUAACAGUUCUUUGAGUCAAAUUACUCUCAUCAGUUAUGUUUACAAUCAAUUGCAGAACAGGUUCUUAAAGAGCUAUUUAUAUCUUCUUUUUCCUUAUUGCCCUGACAAUGUUGCUUUUUUUUAACUCUCUAGUGGUUUGGUUUCUAUAAGCCUGGUCAGGGUGUGGAGAAAUAUACUCUGCAAGAGAGUCCAUUGUACCAAGAGGUGGGCAACUCUGCUCUUUUUUAAAAUAAUCAUAUUGAGGGUCUACAGGUAGAUACGAGUCAUGUUAGCAUCUUCCAAGUUUGGAAAAGUACCUACUUCAAAGGGUGGGGGGGAAGAGGUGGGUCUAGAGUGAAGAAAGCAACUUAAAUGUGCAAAAUUUUUCUUAUUCACAAUUAACUGUCGAAUUGUAUUGAGAAAAAUAGAGACAAGUCUGUUUGAAUGGAAGUUUUCACCAAUUAAAACUGUCUCAUCAAGGUUGCAAGAAUGGAACAAGACAACUUUUUCAUCCUGACCACUUUUUGAAUGUCAAAUAAAACAGAAAAUACAUUUGACCAUUUUCAAUUCUACUCAGACUGUGACUGUGAUUGUGAAAUAUUUUCUAUAAAUUAUGUUUCCUUUCUUAUUGUAGGAUUGGCUUGGACUAAAGCAAAUGGACAAAGACAACAAACUCCAUUUCCUAACUGCAGAUGGGGAUCACCUGCAAUUUACUGAAGAGUUUUUUAAUAAACAGAUCAUACCAUUUUUGAAGUAAAUUCACAAGAUGGUUAAAGAAGCUCUACACUCUGUUGUUUGAACAGUUAAUGAUUUUUCAUCAGACAAUCAUAUGACUGUUGACUGUUUAGCCCUUAUUGUUUGAAAAAGUAUUGAUUAAUGAUGGUUAGAUGACAGAGUGUUUGUAAAUGCGUGACUGAGUAUUUUACAUUUUUGUAGAAUGAUUUUUUGAUACUUUGAUAGCACUGGAGAUCACAUACAGACUAGUGUAAGUUAAAUGAAUAAAGGGGUAAGUUUCUAAAGAAACUGUGGUGCUGCGUCGGUGGGAGAGUAUAGCAGGUAAUUUAGUGUUAACAACUGGGUUGAAAACAUAAAUUAGCCACUGUAAAGGGUAAAAAAGCUGACGUUUCGAGCGUUAGCCCUUUGUCAGAGCGACUGGACGAAGGGCUAACGACUCUGACGAAGGGCUAACGCUCGAAACGUCAGCUUUUUUACCCUUUACGGUGGCUAAUUUACGUUUUCAACCUAUUUGUUAACACUAAAUUACCUGCUUGUGUAUGUUACUUGUGAAAUUUAAAGUAGAAAGGAACAAUAGUGUCAAAAAUCAAAACUAAGAUACAUCAAAAUUUUAUUUCUAUAUUAACUAAAUACUUCAACUUUAAAUAAUACAAUAGCAAAUUAAGGAACAAUUUUGCCAAAUCUUGUUCAAAAUAAAUACCUUUGCUUUGGUUUGUUUUAAUGUAAUUUAUUCAAUGCAGUUUUAUCUUAUAAUAUUACUAUUUCUAGAGCCUUAUUGCCUGUAAUUAAAACCUGU